This is a messenger RNA of Astyanax mexicanus (Mexican tetra), 9716 nucleotides long. RefSeq names its product E3 ubiquitin-protein ligase RNF43. The record is from RefSeq and is a predicted model, not a curated record. The transcript is spliced from 13 exons. Gene Ontology annotation, biological process: ubiquitin-dependent protein catabolic process; Wnt receptor catabolic process; regulation of DNA-templated transcription. Bases 121 to 3636 code for a protein of 1171 amino acids. NCBI's taxonomy places the organism in Eukaryota, Metazoa, Chordata, Actinopteri, Characiformes, Acestrorhamphidae. Gene Ontology annotation, molecular function: DNA-binding transcription factor activity; frizzled binding; ubiquitin protein ligase activity.
UUCGCCUCUUUAUAGAGUCUCGCGCGCUGUGUGGAACAGUUUAGAUUUAAAUGGGUUGUAACGGUUCGGGAACAUCGGUUCCGGUUCUAAAGGAGAAACAGGAGAACUCUGAUAAACCUGAUGACAGAUCCUUCUGCUCUUUUCGAGAUGGAGACUGACCUGACUAAUUUCAACCUCCCAAUCAACCACAACAACUUUCCGGCCAAGUUGUGGUGCUUAGCUAACAGCCCCAACACCCUCUCCAUUAGGUGGGACCCAAGUGGGAAAACUGUCAUCAUUGAUCAGCCCCUGUUUGAGGCAGAGUUUCUUUCUCCAGAAACAAAGACCCGCAGUGCAUCUCUAGAGUUUUUUAAAACCACCAACUUCACCAGUUUUGUUCGGCAGCUCAACCUCUACGGUUUCCGAAAAGUUGCAGUAGAUGCAGACAGCUUGGAAAAGUACUGCAAACCAGCCAGUGACUGUGCCCAGCACCAUUUCCACAACCCUAACUUUAAGCAGGGCCACCCAGAGCUGCUGGCCAAUUUAAAAAGACUCACCAGCGCUAACAAGGCCAAGAUGGAAGCCGGUUUAAAAGUGAGCUGCCGGCCUCCAGCACAGGCUCAUCGCUUAAUGCUGAAUGCAGAUGAAGACACUUCUAUCAAAGGCUCAGUCUCAAAAAGACAACCCAGUCAAAGACGGGUGAAAGGUGCUCCUUCCCCAUAUCACCCCAGUGGCUCUCAGCAGCUGAAGCCGUGUGACCGAACCCCUGUACCACCGCGCACAUGGACCAUGGGCCACGGCAACGUCUCUUCACCAACACACAUCUACACUGACAAGGGUGUCCCUCUCUCCAUGAUCUACAAUAUGCCAAUUGAUUUGCCAUACACGGUUCAGCCUAACUCCACCAUCGUUCAACAUGGCUCCCAGAGCGCUGCAGCUGUCAGGCACAAAAACGGCCCCUUCUUCUAUCAUCAUCCACAGUACUGGCCAGGGUUUUACACAGAAGUGUUACCGUGCAGCUCCCCCAGCUCCUUUCAGGUUCCAGAUAUGGCAGUAUCUUAUCAUCCAGCUGCCCCAUACUUCCAUUACAGCUAUUAUCCUACCUACACACUUGGCUACUUUCACCCGAGCGAUCACAAUCCAGACUGCUGGUCAGGUGGCAGUGGCGAUUCCAGGACAAGUGAUGUCAACCUGGACACCGUGUUUAAGAUUGUGGAUGAGCUUCAGAGUCCGCACAAGUUGAACAGUGUCCAUGUGUCCUCUCCAGACCAGUGCCCUUCCACCUCCACUGCAGAGAAAAGUCCAGCAGGAUUCAGCCAGCCAAAGACAGUGAGGGCAUCAUUAAUAGCAUCAUUUAAGAAGUCUCACCCAUUGUCUCUGUGCAACACCAGUGAGGAUGAGCGCCAGGACAGUCUCUUCAUCAGCAUCGUUAAGCUGGAGAGUCCAGAGAGCAAAGUGCCGCAGUGCCAGCCUCUGCUGGACAAGGCUCGGCUGGCGCUGCAGAGAGGGGCUCAGGCUGUCAUUUUUGAUAUCAGUGAUGAUGCCAGCGCUGCUAAUGAGCUGCGUGACUCAGGCUCCCUCCUGCGGCCGGUGGUGCUGGUUAAGGCAACGGAUGCCGAGGAGCUGAUGCUACUGGUCAAUAAGAACGAGGAAGCCAUGGUCGAGAUCAACAUCAAGGUGGAGACGCAAACAUGGCCUCCCUAUGAUGUGGGGAUCCUGCUCACUGUGGUGUUGGUUGUUCUGGCCAUCAUCAUGAUUUUUGCCUUUCGCUCUCGCUGCAGGUCCAACAGAACCUGGGACUCUGUCCACCAGCAGACCAUGCGGGCCAUCAGCAGGCUGGAGACACGGACAUACAGCUCUCAGGGCUGCUCGGGGGGCUCGCAGCGUUCCCGCGGGGGCCGGGGCUCCAACAGCAGCUCCAACUCUACCCCCAUCUGUGCCAUCUGCCUCGAGGAGUUCCUGGAUGGACAGGACCUGAGAAUCAUCUCAUGUGCGCAUGAGUUCCAUAAGGAGUGUGUGGACCCCUGGCUGCUCCAGCACCGAACCUGCCCACUCUGCAUGCACAACAUUAUGGGUACAGAGCUGGCAACUCGUCAACCUCAGCGAGGCCGCCCGCAGUCUCCUCCAGAGCACAGUCAGGCGUUCCUGCAUCCCCACCCUCACCUCUACCCCACAUCCCAUCCUUACUCCCAGCACCCUCUUCCCUUUUCCCUACGACCCCAUUACCCACGCGGCCCUUCUGGGCCUUACCCCCAACUAGGCCAUUAUAGUGGCUCACCUCCCCUUCACCCAAGCAGUCUACACUGCCUGACCAGCAGGCCUCUGGGAGCUAGCUGCAGUUAUCAUCUAGCCCCAGAUGGACACCGCGGCCGGCAUCACAGGACUUCAGGAGCGCACAGCUGCCGCAAUGUAGGACACCACUGCUCCACCCACCGCCGCUCCUGUCAUCACUGCCCUUCCUCAGGCAACCGCACACCCGGUACGCGGGUUACUAACCCCACUAACCACCACCACCAUCAUCACCAUGGAGCUCACGGAGUUGGAGGUUCGCAGGGCAGGCAGGACGACGGAAGCUGCUCGGGAGCAAGCUACCGCACGGAGCGCAGUGGCUACUUCCCCGACGGCCCGGCCAGUGACUCCAGCUCAGGCCCAUGCCACGGCUCAUCCAGCGAUUCAGUGCUCAACUGCACUGAUGUUAGCCUGCAGGGAGUCUUUGGCAGCCGCUCCACCUUCCGCAGCUCGCUCAGCAGCGAGUACGACCCUUUCCUCUACUACGGACAUGAAAACCUGGACGGCCCAAUAGCGGCUGCCAGGCCUCGUUCACUUGACUCUGGGGUCAAUCAGAUGGGGAGCGGCGUAGGAGGUGGAGGGUUCGGCCCUGACGAGCCGCAGCAGCAGGCUGUGUUCAGCCAUGUGCACUACCACAGACACAGACACCACUAUUAUGAUGAGGCUGAGCCAGGGCAAGGGCCUGGCCGGGGCUCUGACGAGGAGCAGGGGAGCGCAGGGGCGGCAGCAGGUGGCUCAGCUACUGCGUCUGCAGGUAAAGACUCGCCGGGCAGCCAGGACUCGGGUCCUUACCCUUGCCACUGCCCAAAACCGGACACUACAGAAAAGCUGAGCCCUGGCGGAGCAGAGGAUCGGGACUCGGGAUCCUCCUCCUCAGGCCCUUCUGUGCUGGUUUCCAGCUCUGCUCUCCCCUCUCCUUCUUCAGCCUGCUGCCACCAGGGACCGGGACGGCCACAACACCGGAAGACCAUCAGCUGUAGCCUGGAGGCUACCGCAAGACCUUUCCCGGCCGUGCACUUCCAUCAGAGCAUGGACCUCCAGGACGACUGUAGCAUCCACAUCCACUACGGGCAGGGCUCAGGGGGCUACUGCUGCCCCGCACCCCCGGACAUGGGCACCGCGCUGCUGCCCGUGCCGCUCAUCAUGGACUCGGGUGACUGGCCUUGCUGCAGCGGGGCGCACAGGGUGUGGCAGAAGCGAGUGCAUCAGGCCCAUUCUGAGCCCCAGCUGCUGGGCCCUAGCACUCCGCUGGACAGACCCCUGUGCAGGGCCCAUCACAGCCCCGGGCAAGAGCUGCCCACGGACACCUGUUUCUACUGCCAAACUGUACGCAAUAAUCAGGGAUCAGAGGAAGAGUCUGGUGUUUAAGAACUUUCUCCAUCCCCAAAACCUCACGCUGCUACACAAGAGCCGAAAUGGACAAAAACUUAUCGGCCUCUAUUUCUUUCUCUCUUUUUUUUGUCACUUGUUCACAGUCUUCGGAAUAAUUCCACAUCUCCCAACAGACUUCUUUACCCAGCAUCCCUCAGUUCUCAUAGUUGUGUCCAUAAUUAUAAAGGGCUGUUAAUUAGCUUGAUUUGAGGAAACGAGGCUAAUUUCUGGUUACAGUCAGGGUUUGGUUAGCGGUACAAUCCAGGUACUCUAGUCUGGGUGUUUGAACAUUGGGUCCAGUGAAUUCUUGCCACUACAGGUUCUGAACUGCCAGGUUCAGACUCCUUUAUCUGUACUCAUUCAUUCAGGUUUAACAUGAGUCAUUCAGUGAACUGAGGGAUGUUGGUCAAAUCUUUACAAAAGGGGUUUAUUUUUUAUUUUAUUAUUUUUUUUUCACAUUGUUAUGUAUUCUUUUCCUCUAGGAAACCAUACAAUACCUAAAUUCAAAGGAACGAGUCCAAGAAUUCCAUAGUUACCUCCAUGCAUCACCACAAACCCUUUAAAGAGUAGCACCCUGCUGAGAUCACAGUCUCUACAGAUCCAUCCUCCAGUUCAGCUGCCGUAUCCGGGUCAAUAUCAGUAUAAUGUGCCUUCUGUGUCCGCACCAUAGAGAAGAUAUAGAAGUACUAUAACGUUCAUUUUUAUAUGGUUUUCUUUUAUGUGGGGUAUGAGUUUUUACCAUGUGUGCAAUGCUGCCUGGUUAAGUUAAAUAUUUUUAAAUAAGUGGUUAAAUAACUUUUUUUUUUUUACAAAUAUUUGAAUCAAGCAUUUAUUGGACAUUUCACAACAAUAUCAAGCAAUUUAAAUAUGUCCAAAAAUUCCCUGUUUACCCUGUCAUCUUGCAAUAACCCCGCCCCUUCAAGAAAAUAUUCCUUGUUUUUAUUUUUUUACAUUCAGCAAUUAAUAUUAUUAAUUUCACUUCAUUUCUCAUAUUGACUACAUUUAGCUGUAGUAAAGCUUGUCUGCCGGGGUAAAAUAUCAUGGUAAUUUAAUGAAUUUUAGAAAAUCAAAAUGUGUCUGUAAAAUGAACAAUUAAUAAUGUUUGCAACUCUAGGUCCACCCUUUUGUGCAUUUGUCCACCCUGUCACUCAUUUGUCUACCCCGUCAUUGUCCAUCCUGUUCUACACCUGUCCACCUUGUCGUGCAUUUGUCUACCCUGUUGUAUAUUUGUCCACACCCUCUUUGUCCACCCUGUCAUGCAUGUGUCAACCCUGUCAUUGUCCACCUUGUUAUAUACAGUUAUAUACAGUAGUCUAACCUGUCGUAAAUGUGUUCACCCUGUCAUUGUCCACCCUGUUGUUAAUUUGUUUAUCCUGUCAUUGUCCACCUUGUCAUGCGUUUGUCUACUCUGUCAGUGUCCACCCCAUCAUUGUCCACCCCAUUAUUGUCCACCCUGUUAUGCAUUUGUCUAACCUGUCAUUGUCCACCCUUUCAUAGAUUUGUGUACCCUGUAAUUUUACAUCUUGUCAUGCAUUUGUUUAUCCUGUCAUUGUCCACCUUGUUAUUGUCCACCUUGUCAUGCAUUUGUCUACUCUGUCAGUGUCCACCCCAUCAUUGUCCACCCUGUUGUGCAUUUGUCCACCUUGUCAAGCAGCUUGCUGUAACAGGCUAGACAGGCAAUUCAACGUUUUAAGAGAUUAAGCUAGGAAGCUAUGUUUUUGAUGUAGUCCAAAGUCUUAUAAAUAUAAUAUAUUGUCAGAUAUUAAUAGAAUUAAAAAUGUUAAGUAAUUUUAUUUAAAGUUAUGAGGAUCAGAAGGCACAGUAUUCUGAUAAUGACCCAUCGUCUGGUUCGGUUGAGACUGUAUUUGAUGUUGGUUUAUUUGAUAUGCACCACUAUAUGAUGUCAUAUCCUGUAAGCUACUUGUGACAUGGAAGGCCCUCGGAACUCCACCCUGUUACUCUUCUCCGCUGUCUUAUCUCUGACAACCAUGAUGUCAUCUUUCUUCAUUCGAUGAUGUCAUUCAUUGGGCUGCAUUCAGCGCCUACGGCCCGCCCCUUUCUUUUUGUCUCAACUUCUCCAGCCUACCUCAGAUAACCAAUCAGAAAAGUCUUGUUGUUUGUGUGUGAGAUGGUACUUCCAAAAAUACAACUUCUUGCCUGGCGCUCGUCUCUGCGUACCUACUGGUUUAAAUGGUGAACCGGUGGAGAGACUGGGUGUUUUACACAAAUCUGUCCUUUUUUUUAUUUUUUAAAGAAAGCAAAAAAAAGGAUUUGCUGACUGUCUGGAGGUCAUUAAGGGUCUUGUGUUCGUUAAUUCGAGAAAGGCAGCUGUCAUUUGUGUCAUUUUUUUAGUUUAUUUGUGUCUUUUUUUAUUUUGUCCUCUUUGUCAAAAAACAGAGCAAACUGACUGAAAACAGAUUAGCAUUAGCAUAUACGCUAAAGAUGAGAGAUGCUGCAUUCUGCUCCAAGUCAUUUCAUGGCCCCCACACCGACUGGUGAUCUUCAGAUCUUCAGAUCUACGUGCACAGUGGUUGUGGUGAAGCUCGGGCUAAAGGAAGGAUGGCACUGCCCACUCGUGCACACUUUCCUCGCUGACCCUUUAACUCACACGCGUCUCUUUUACACUUUUACACAUGAAUCCAUAAAGACGUGAUCAUUUCAGAAACAGACACCAGCAUCCAAGCUUGCCUAAAGUGCCUCUUUACCAGACUGCUCACUAUAAAAUACUAAAUGUCUGUUUUUAUUAACUUCUCAUUGGUUGGUUGUUUUAUUUUGAAGUUAUGGGAAAAGCCACGGUCAACAAAUCUCAAAAAAAGCUCAAAUAAAAGAAGAAAAAUUUAAAUUGGUACAAGGCGAUAUAUCAAUAAAUGAAAAUAAUAUUAUUUUAAUUUGACAACUAUUUUUGCCACUGAUAUCAUGAUGAUUUAAUAGCAUAAAAAUGUAUUUACACCAUUUUACAGACCAAUAAACGUAAACUUUAAUAAUAUCCAGACAUUUGAAAUUGUCAGAAUUGUGCAAUAUACAGUUCUGAAAAAAACGUGCACAAGAGAGCACUUCAGUUUCUGAAUCAGUUUCUCUGAUUUUGCUAUUUAUAGGUUUAUGUUUAAGUAAAAUGAACAUUGUUGUUUUAUUCUAUAAACUACAGACAACAUUUCUCCCAAAUUCCAAAUAAAAUAUUGUCAUUUAGAGCAUUUAUUUACAGAAAAUGACAAAUGGCAGAAAUAAAAAAGAUGCAGAGCUUUCAGACCUCAAAUAAUGCAAAGAAAACAAGUUCAUAUUCAUAAAGUUUUAAGAGUUCAGAAAUCAAUAUUUGGUGGAAUAACCCUGGUUUUUAAUCACAGUUUUCAUGCAUCUUGGCAUGUUCACCUCCACCAGUCUUACACACUGCUUUUGGAUAACUUUAUGCCACUCCUGGUGCAAAAAUAAGCAGUUCAGUUUGGUUUGAUGGCUUGUGAUCAUCCAUCUUCCUCUUGAUUAUAUUCCAGAGGAUUUCAAUUUGAUAAAAUCAAAGAAACUCAUCAAUUUUAAUAAUCUCUUAUUUUUUUCCAGAGCUGUAAAUAUUAAAAAUAAAUAAAUAAAUAAAUAAAUUUCUUAGAAAACAUAAUAGGCAAUACUGAGGUCAGCAAAAAAAGGUUGUAAACAUAAUUAUUGUGACAGUAAGAGAGGUCAGUUUUUGGCACUUGGUCUGUUUCUCCAAAACAAAGUGUAAUAUAUUGAAAUUUACAAUAAAUUCGACUUAUAUUUUGCAAUAUACCCAUUCUAAAAUGGGCAGCUAACCAGUACCAAGUAUCAUCUUAAAGAUCACCACUGAAGUAUCUCUUCAAAAGAGAGUUCUGCCGAAUGUUCAACAUUUUCUUAGCAUUUUUAGUCACUUUUUAGUGAUGUUAACAAAUUAUUUGUGGUGGUUCAAUACCAAAAGCUCUGUUCUGUAAAAAGAAAAUACCAGCUUCAAAUUUCUUUACAGUGGUGGUAGAAACCAGGCUUUGCAAAUGUAGUAUUCAAUUUAUUUUCAGACUCAUUUUUUAUAUGUUGAGCUUCAUAAAUAAAUAAAGAAAUAAAUAAAUAAGUAAAUGGUAGAGAAUAGUAAGCCUAUUCAUGCCUAGAAAACAGGCAAAGGGCCCAGUGAUGGUACUUUAUUUAUCUGCUGUGAAUUUAUUAUCAAAAUGUAAAAAAUGUAUUAAUGUUAUAUAUCUGUUAAUACCUUCCCUAUUGUGUGUGUUCAUGUACUGCCCCCAUUAAGGGGCACUAAACCUCCUUCACCCUCUGCUCAAACUUGAAAAAAAAAGCUAAAAAAAUGAGGGAAGUAGUUUGGGUGGGGCAGUGAGUGAUGUAUGGGUUUAGAGAAGGGGGAAAGUAUUACAGUGAUAAAUAUAAAAAAUAAAAUAAAAUCAAUUAUAUUCAAUUUAUAUUUUUUUAUGUGUUUUAGGUCAAAAUAUUGUCUCAGAAAUUAUAAAUUCUCAUGUUUCAGACACCAGAAAUGUAUAUUUUCAUUGUCUAGGUGUCUAGUUUGAUUCACCACCACUGUGAAAAAAUCUUGUAACUUUUUCAGAACAGCGCGUUUCACACCCAUUUAUAACAAUGCAGAAGUUUGAAAAAUGUGGACUCCCUCUUUAAUAAAUAUCAAAAGUUACAAUAAAACACUGGAAAUAACCAAGAAAUUAAUAUUUAAUAUAAAAAAUUGGUCAUAUUUGAAGAUAAUAUAUCAAAUUUGUAUCCUGAUCAUUUAGAUCUAAUACAGUAAAAGCCAUUUCAGUUCAUUUUUCCUAAUGUGUGUUUUUUCUGUCUGCAGGAUUUCCCAUUAAAUGUUUUGUACAGCUCUUCUCAGUAGCAGGUCAAUCAGGCCAAAGACCUCAGAUAUAGGCCGUGUUCUACUGCAGCUUCUAUAUUUGCCCUUAUUUAAGCUUGUAAAAUCAAAAUUCUCAAUCUAACACACAUUACAGGAGAUUACUACAGUUAUCCAUGUUUUUACUUUAUUGUUCAUUGGUUAACAUCUUUGCGAGAUACUGUAUUUGGCUAAAAUGAGGAGUUUAACCUUGAAAAAUACUGUUUUUCUUUUAUCUUCUGAAAAACAAACGAAACCACUAUUGAUCCUACAAAUCCUACAUAUUUCAGCAAGCGGCUGCAGCAGCAGCUUCAUUGCAGAGCCAGCAGAAUCCCUUACUAAAACCAAAACCAAAGUCUUUUAUAUCAAUAAAAAAAGAGGAAAUUAAUAAAGGGUUUUAAGAGUCAUGUGACUAUAUGAUAUCCAUCCAUACACAUAUUGUUUAUGUUGAAUAAUAUAAAUCAUACGAUUGUGAGAAUAUGGUUCUCAGUCAAUAUGCUGUCAAUAUAAAAGUGCUCUUAUUUUGAAUUGCCGUGAGUUUGCCUUACAGGAGAGCAGCUUUGCACUCUGCAGUGUUUCCUUCUAUAAAACCGUGUCUUAUAAUAAAACCAGAUCAGCACUUCAGCUUUAGGAAAAAAACACACACUGAUUCAGGAGAGGAACUCUCAAACAAAACAAGCUAAGCGUUAUGUAGCUACCAGAACCAGGAAACAUCACGGGAAUCUAACGGAAUGUCACUGAGCGUUAAGGGUGAUUUUAUUUCCUUUUGGUCUAUCAUUUUAUUUUUUUUAUUUCAUUUUGUUUAUUUUACUGUUUUAUUUUUGUUCUGUUUUGUUUAUUUUGUUGUUGUUUUUUUUCAUGGCGAAUGAGCUGAAAACUGCCUUCUAACAGAGCAAAUUCCCUCCAGAACCCGAAGGGAUAUGCCAGUAUAUUUUCAAUAUUUUGAAUAAAAAACAAAAACCAACAAAAAAAAAGACAAAAACUUUUAAUGAGAUAAAGUGUUGCAUUUUAUAUAUAAUAGACAUUUUUAUAUAUAAUAAAAACAUUUCAAUAUGGUAAUGUCACUAAUAUAUUUAUUUACUAAUAUAUUUAUCCAGUGUUUUUGUCCAGGUUUGAGGAAAAAUGAAAAAAAAAUGUUUUGUUUUUUUUCCCAGUUUUGGAAUUUUAUCUUUAUGAAACUUACGACUGCCAUCAUAGAUGUAUCAGCCUGGCAUCCAUUCCAAUUAUAUACAAAUAAAUUAUUUUUAAAUAAAAA